Puntigrus tetrazona (Sumatra barb) is the source of this 1794-nucleotide messenger RNA. It is a transcript of the gene unc13c, whose product is annotated as unc-13 homolog C (C. elegans). The record is from RefSeq and is a predicted model, not a curated record. The transcript has 13 exons. Gene Ontology annotation, molecular function: calmodulin binding; calcium ion binding; syntaxin-1 binding. NCBI's taxonomy places the organism in Eukaryota, Metazoa, Chordata, Actinopteri, Cypriniformes, Cyprinidae. Gene Ontology annotation, cellular component: neuromuscular junction; presynaptic membrane; plasma membrane. Gene Ontology annotation, biological process: synaptic transmission, glutamatergic; dense core granule priming; presynaptic dense core vesicle exocytosis. Bases 1 to 1794 code for a protein of 597 amino acids.
AUGUACAAGGGAAUCAUUCGCUUCCAGCACAAUGCGUUUUUCUGCGCUGUGGAGAAGAGCUCAAAACACGGAGCCGAGGACAAGACCCAAAACAUCAUCAUGGCUAUGAAGGAACGGAUGAAGAUCAGAGAGAAGAACCGGCCCGAGGUGUUCGAGGUGAUCCAGGAGAUGUUUCUGCUCUCGAAGGAGGAUUUGAGCGCUCACCUGAAGACGGCCAAGCAGGCUGUGCUGGAGGGAACGUCCAAGUGGUCCGCCAAAAUCACCAUCACAGUUGUAUGUGCUCAAGGUCUGCAAGCCAAAGACAAGACGGGCUCCAGCGACCCCUACGUCACUGUGCAAGUGGGGAAGACCAAACGCAGGACCAAAACCGUUUUUGGAAAUCUCAACCCGGUCUGGGAGGAGAAGUUCUUCUUCGAGUGUCAUAACGCCACAGACCGUAUAAAGGUUCGUGUUUGGGAUGAAGACGAUGACAUAAAGUCCAGGGUGAAGCAGCACUUUAAGAAGGAAUCUGAUGAUUUCUUGGGCCAGACCAUCAUCGAGGUGCGCAUGCUGAGCGGGGAGAUGGACGUCUGGUAUAAUCUCGAGAAGCGGACGGAUAAGUCGAUGGUGUCGGGGGCCAUCAGGCUGAAGAUCAGCGUGGAGAUGAAGGGAGAAGAGAAGGUGGCUCCUCCUCACGGACAGUACACAUGUUUACAUGAGAAUCUCUUCCACUACCUGACGGAGGUGAAGAGCGGCGGGGUGGUGAAGAUCCCGGAGGUCAAAGGUGACGAUGCCUGGAAGGUGUACUUCGACGACGUGUCUCAGGAGAUCGUGGAUGAGUUCGCCAUGCGCUUCGGCGUGGAGUCCAUCUACCAGGCCAUGACACAUUUCUCAUGUCUCUCGUCCAAGUACAUGUGUCCCGGCGUUCCCGCGGUGAUGAGUAACCUGCUCGCCAACAUCAACGCCUACUUCGCUCACACAACAACAGCAACCACCAACAUCUCAGCCUCCGACCGAUUCGCAGCAUCCAACUUUGGGAGAGAGAAGUUCGUCAAACUCCUGGACCAGCUUCACAACUCUCUGCGCAUCGACCUCUCCAAGUACCGGGACAACUUCCCUGCUGGAAAUCCAGAGAGACUUCAGGACUUGAAAUCAACCGUCGACCUGCUGACGAGCAUCACCUUCUUCAGGAUGAAGGUACGACGCUCGCCAUGGAGCACCAGCCGCUUGUCUCGUGGUCUGGCCGGCCCGUACGGGCCGCCAGUGAGAGCUACCAGCGCCAAAGCUCCAGCCGGGAGUGCUGCUGCAGUCGGGUUUAACUCAAACCUGGUCACCUCAGGGUCCGUGGUGCUGCUGGUGCUGGCGCGCCUCUUCACAAUUUACAUCGCUCCUGCUGCUGGUGAGACCUCUGACCAGCGGAGCUCCAGCCGCCUUCUCCCUGAUGCUAACGCUGCGGUUGAUGUUGCAGGUCCUGGUUGCAGGUCUUCUCCGGCGACAGAGGCUUUACCUUCACUGGAGCCACAAGGUGAUGUGGCUUCCGCCGAUCAGAGGAGUCUGGUUCAGGAGAGCUGGACCUGGAUCUUCAGCAGACGCCUGGAGAUCACGCCUCCAUCGAGGCUCUGCAGGAGGGAGAACAUCGUCCGCCUCAACCUGUACUACAGCUACAUGUCCCAGGAGCAGAUCAGCCAGCCGUGGCUGUACUCUCUGGUGCGUCUGCGUUCACUGGCUUGCACCAUCAAGCGCUGCGCACCCAUCGGCAAGACUGCUCUGGCAGAGCUAUUCCUCAUGCUAGUCCUUGAUCUCACCUCGGACUGA